CUCAAAAACAUUCGCCCAGUCGAACGCGGAGGGGGAUUUGGAGCUUCGUUUGUGGGGAGCAGGAGGAACCCAGAUCGCUAUUGCUUGCUGGGAUAUCGGAAAGCUGGAGAAACAAAAUUGAGGGACAACAAACGUGCAAAAACCUUAGCUUGUGGCCAAUAUACAAUCUUCAUCGCCCCUUUUCCAAAUCUUAAUCGAUCAUAUAGGAAGAUUUGGUACUCAGUGUUCUUCGAGAAUACACCGGAAGAGGAGAAGUAGGAGUUUCAUCACUCCGAAGUUGUUGAUUCUUUCUCCCGCGGGGUUUCUAUUGAUGCGGAUUGCCUAUGCCGCCGAAACAACAAUCUAAGUCGGAACUCGCGAAGAAGCAGAAGGUUGUCGAGGACAAGACCUUCGGUCUGAAGAAUAAGAACAAGAGCAAAAAUGUUCAGAAAUAUGUGCAGAGCCUCCAGCAAUCCGUCCAACCUAGGCCUGAUCCUUCCAAAGUGGCCGCCAAGAAGAAGCUGGAAGAUGAUAAGGCCAGAGAGAAGGAGCUGAAUGAUUUGUUUAAGGUUGCUGUUAACCAACCUAAAGUUCCACUUGGUGUCGAUCCCAAGUCUAUUCUAUGUGAGUUUUUUAAGGCUGGACAAUGUGCGAAAGGCUUCAAGUGCAAGUUUUCGCAUGAUUUAAAUGUGCAAAGGAAGGGUGAGAAGAUUGACAUUUAUAGUGACAAACGUGAUCAGGAAAGUACUGAAACAAUGGAUGAUUGGGAUCAGGAGACACUGGAAAAGGUUGUUGAAUCAAAGAAGUCAGAAUACAAUCAAAACAAGCCAACUGAAAUUGUUUGCAAGUUUUUCCUCGAGGCGGUAGAGAAAAAACAGUAUGGUUGGUUCUGGUCCUGCCCCAAUGGCGGCAAAGACUGCCAUUACAGGCAUGCUCUUCCUCCUGGAUAUGUUUUGAAAUCUCAAAUGAAGGCCUUGUUAGAGGAGGAAGCAGACAAAAAACCAAUUGAAGAUGAGAUUGAGGACCAGCGUGGAAAACUCUCUUCUUCCACUCCCAUGACGCCUGAGCUGUUUCAACAAUGGAAGGAUAAGAAGAUGGCUGAAAAGGAAGCUGCUCUUGCUGCAAAUCAAGCUGAGAGAGCGAAAAAUGAUCGCAUGAGUGGUCGUGAGCUCUUUCUUUCAGAUGCUAGUCUGUUUGUGGAUGAUGCAGAGGCAUAUGAGAAAUACCAAAGGGAAGAAUCAGAUAGUGAAGAGAAGCUGCAGGUUAAAAUGACUAAAACUGGCGAACCGAGCACUUCAAAACCUGUCGAUAAGAAUGAAAUUCUCGCCGAGGAUGAUGAUGACGACCUCGACAUUGAUGAAUUGAACGAACUGGAAGCAACCUUGUCAAGAACUACACUUGAAAUCCGUGAACCGGGCUUGCAGGCCUAAUCAGUACAGGUUUGCAUCUCUUCUGGAACAGGAUCCAUCCCUCAAAGUAACAAGCAGUUCUUGCUUAUGAGGCCAUACUGUUCUAAAAUCAUGUAGGCUUUCAAGCAUGAGAUAAUUAGUCUAAGAGCUGUGAUUGACAAACGAAUAGUUCUGAUUGACAAAUUUCAUUCGUGAGCUUGCUGUUGAAAACAAAUCAAAAUCUAUUCAGGAGCUGAACUCAUCUUAUUUCCACAUUGCUUUUUGAGAACCAAUAUGUAGAAACAUUUGGGUUGGCAGCGUAGAGGAAUUGGUUUUUUGGUAAAUGAACUGGGUGUUAUUUUGAAACAUGUUAUACUCUUGAAACUUA
Molecule: messenger RNA, 1755 nt
Organism: Dendrobium catenatum
Lineage: Eukaryota; Viridiplantae; Streptophyta; Magnoliopsida; Asparagales; Orchidaceae
Product: zinc finger CCCH domain-containing protein 21
Exons: 8
Coding region: 324-1409 (361 amino acids)
Biological process (GO): cytoplasmic translation
Cellular component (GO): cytosol
Molecular function (GO): mRNA binding; metal ion binding
Source: RefSeq, a predicted model, not a curated record